ACACCCAGGGAGCUACGCGUACCGUUGUUGUUAUAAUCAUCGUUUGAGUUGAUGUAGGAAAAAAUUCAACGGUGCCACAAUAUUUUUUAAUCAAAGCGUAAACGAUCAGGAUCUACUUUAUUAUUUCUGGCAAGUACUGGAUCGAUGGCAACAGAAAGUGAAACGGACAUAGAAAUUCCACCGGCUGGGACUCACACAGAGAAGUCGAAAAAAGAAUUCGUCUGGACCCAACAGGCCACAUGGCUACUACUACGCACUCGUUUAUCCAUGGAUGCCGACUUCAAUCGGCCAGUUUGCAAAAUGAAGAAACUUUGGGCGACGGUGGCCGAGAGGGUGACAGCUAGACUACGGGAGUCGGGGGAAGACGUUUCUGUCAAGUCCCACGAAUGUGACAGCAAAUGGAGAAAUAUGCUGUCAACUUACAGGAAGAACGCGGAAAGAGCCAAAAGACUGGGGAAUCAUAUUGUUCAUUGGGAGUUUUUUCAGGCCAUGCAUGACGUUCUGGGUAAAAGCAGCGACGAGCUAGAGGAACAGAGAAGGGGGAAACUGAAUGGAAGUAAAUUAGCCACACUCAUAGCAAGUAAAAAAUAUACUCCAAUUCUUCCUACUCCCCCUUUGCCUCCUGCCCCCCUCUCCUCUCGCCCUCCCCAGGAUGUGCUUCAGUUGUACUUAGAGCUGCAGGAGAGAAAGAUGGACCUCUGGGUGCAACAGAAAGCUCUGGAGGAGAGAAAAAUCGAGGCUAUUAAUAACCUGGCCAGAGCCAUCUCCAGCCUGGCUGAGGACCGCAGCUCCCAGUCAGCAACAGAAAACAGCGGGUAGGCUAGCAUGCAGGGUAUUCCCCUGCCUAAACCUCAGUACCGUACCUUUGAGCGCUGUGGUACACUUAACUCACUGAUAUAAAUAGAGUUAUCACAACAGAUGAACAUAAUCAGUAGUUUUGAAGGUGUGUAAAUACAAGUGUUGUUUGUGGGUAAAAUUACUGCUGCCUUCAAAAAGAAACCUUGUGGUAUGAAAUGUUGUGGGUAGCUUCUUGGGUAUCCAGAGAUUUAAAGUUGGCU
Molecule: messenger RNA, 1058 nt
Organism: Megalops cyprinoides (Indo-Pacific tarpon)
Lineage: Eukaryota; Metazoa; Chordata; Actinopteri; Elopiformes; Megalopidae
Exons: 2
Coding region: 145-819 (224 amino acids)
Source: RefSeq, a predicted model, not a curated record